CGUCGUGUUUUCUUCCUUCCCCGGUCUCAUUCCACGCGCCCGCUCCUCUUCGCCCUCGUCUUCCUCCAUCCCACGGUCCCACCUGUCCCUCUCACCGCCUCGUUAUUUUUUCGCCCCCAUCUUUGAACGCCGGGACUCCAACUCCACCGUUCCUCCCUCUUCGUUCCCUCCGAUCCCGCCCCUAUAAAUCCAGUCGCCUCAGCCGCCACAGCGGGCCGCAAGCACGUAACCACACAGCUCACUGCUGCUCCCGUCUUCCCGUGUCCUGUCGUGCUCCCGUCGCCGGGGGCGGAAGGGUUCGCGAGGCCGGCGGGCGGUUAGGGAUUUCUCCGGAGUCCCGCGAUGGCGAAGCUGUACGUGCAGGCGUUCCCGCCCGCGGAUCUGAACAAGAACACCGAGUGGUUCAUGUAUCCGGGCGUCUGGACGACCUACAUCCUCAUUGUCUUCUUCUCCUGGCUCCUCGUCCUCUCCGUCUUCGGCUGCACCCCUGGCACCGCGUGGACCGUCGUCAACCUCUUCCACUUCGCGAUCACAUACCACUUUUUCCAUUGGAAGAAAGGAACACCUUUUGCUGAUGACCAGGGAAUGUACAACGCAUUGACUUGGUGGGAGCAAAUGGAUAAUGGCAAACAGCUUACUCGUAAUAGGAAGUUCCUCAUUGUUGUUCCUGUUGUCCUGUUUAUAUUUGAUGCGGCCCCCUCUGGAGGGCCUCUUUGGCGACCGUAGAGGUAUCUGAUAGCUCUGCACACCACAGACUACCAACAACCUAUGCUCUUCCUCAAUACCCUUGCCGUCAGUGUGCUUGUGGUCGCGAAACUACCGAAUAUGCACAAGGUCCGGAUUUUCGGAAUAAAUGCCGAGAACUGAGCAACGUCAUCCUUCGCCAGACAUUUACCCUAUAUGCGCUUUUCAGAACGGUUUUGUGUGUUCCCCCCCCCUUCUAGUGCCUUUAGUUGGGCUCAUCAGAGCACCAGUGUUGAAAAAGUUGUUAGCAGGAUGGGCCUUGGUCGCUGUAUAGAGAGAUGCUCGGAGGCGUGCUGUACAUCUGAUGUGCACGGAUUCUGUACACUCUUAAUGUUGCUAUAUAUACGGUUUGUUGCAAGCAUC
This is a messenger RNA of Zea mays, 1107 nucleotides long. RefSeq lists its product as uncharacterized. The transcript is spliced from 4 exons. The coding region runs from base 343 to 726 and encodes 127 amino acids. Gene Ontology annotation, cellular component: endoplasmic reticulum membrane. Lineage: Eukaryota; Viridiplantae; Streptophyta; Magnoliopsida; Poales; Poaceae. The record is from RefSeq and is a predicted model, not a curated record.